Molecule: messenger RNA, 241 nt
Organism: Otolemur garnettii (small-eared galago)
Lineage: Eukaryota; Metazoa; Chordata; Mammalia; Primates; Galagidae
Gene: DIRC1
Product: disrupted in renal carcinoma 1
Source: RefSeq, a predicted model, not a curated record
GCUGCAAACGUCACUGCCCACCACAGACUGUGGCAGAAAGCCUGUUUCCUGUUACUUGCCACCUGGCAAUGCGCACCCCAUGUGUGCACUUCCAGGUGGCAGAAUAGUCUAGAUCCUGGAUUUCCAGAUCCAGAAUGUGCAGGAUUGUCCUCUUACUGCUGCAACACUGGAGCUGUCCAUCAUCUCAGAAACCCAAAUCUGUAGACUAAAAACAAAGGACCAAGUUGCUUCUACGUCUUAA